UUAGUUGUACAUCUGGGUCUUCCACAUCUCUUUCUGUCCUUGUUAGAGCCAGUUGUCCUUUGUCUUUGAAGACUGUAGUGUACACCUUUUGUAUGAAAUCUUCAGUUUUUUGGCAAUUUCAAGCAUUGUAUAGCCUUCAUUCCUCAAAACAAUGAUUAACUGACGAGUUUCUAGAGAAAGCUGUUUCUUUUUUGCUAUUUUUGACCUAAUAUUGACCUUAAGACAUGCCAGUGUAUUGCAUACUGUGGCAACUCAAAAACAAACACAAAGACAAUGUUAAGCUUCAUUUAACGAACCAAAUAGCUUUCAACUUUCAACUGAUAUAAUGGCAAGUGAUUUUCUAGUACCAAAUUAGCAAUUUAGCAUGGUUACUCAAGGAUAAGGUGUUGGAGUGAUGGCUGCUGGAACUGGGGCCUGUUUAGAAUUCAGAACUAUUUACUCUCACCUAUGGAGCCCUGGUCACUCAGCUGUGUAAGGACUAUGAAAAUGACGAGGAGGUGAAUAAACAACUGGAUAAGAUGGGAUACAAUAUCGGAGUGCGUCUGAUUGAGGACUUCUUGGCUAGGUCAAGUGUGGGGAGGUGUCAGGAUUUCCGAGAAACGGCCGAUGUCAUUGCAAAGGUAGCCUUCAAGAUGUAUUUGGGUUUCACCCCCAGCGUUACCAACUGGAGUCCUGCUGGAGAUGAGUUCUCUCUUAUGCUUGAAAGCAACCCUCUUGUAGACUUUGUAGAGCUUCCUGAUAACCACAGUAAUCUGGUGUACUCCAGCCUUCUCUGCGGAGUGCUGAGAGGAGCUCUUGAAAUGGUUCAAAUGGCAGUGGAUGUGCGAUUUGCUCAGGACACACUAAGAGGUGACAACGUGACAGAAAUCCGCAUUAAGUUCAUCAAAAGGAUUGAGGAGAACCUGCCAGCUGGGGAUGAAUGAGGCGGUUUGGCUAAGAGGCACUGGCCCUUUUGACCUGAGAGACUUUUUAUGUUGGGAUGUCAUCUAGAGAUGAAACAACCUCUUUGAGACCUUCAAACAAUGCAGUGCAUCUUAUUUAACCCCAUCCAUCUUACACAAAAACAUAUGUACUGCUACCAGAAUGCUCUCUGGAGUUCACCAAUGAAAAGGUUCUCUGUUGCAGUUGUAAGUGUUCCACCCAGAUGUUUUGCCCAAAUCACCAAGAUUAUCAUGGUCUUUCCACCUGGCCUAUAUUUAUUUCAGGCAGAUGCGCCAAUACUUUCACAAGAUGAAAAUACAUACAUUUGUCUCUUUUUUUUAUUUAUUUUUUAAUAAAUAAAUUUCCUGGAAAUGUUUUCUUUGUUACGCUUAUCUUUUAAAUUUUUUUCAUUCAACAGCCUCGACCCAGCCCCUCAUUUUUCAUUCUUCCCACUCAAUAGGCCUUUGACACAAAAUAAUAUUUUCUUGAAGUUGUAAUAAAAAGCAGUCUUUCGACACGACCGUAUCACUGUGGCGUUUUUAUGUUUGUGAAGCUUGUGUUGAAAACAAGUUUUAGAUUGCUAAUCUUAAACCAGCAUUUGAAGAAAUGGCCCCAUGCUCAACAAGAACAGAGCCAUAGUCUUGCACGCGGUGGUCAUAGACGCACAUGUUUUUGGGAAAGGCUGAUGGUGUUAAGGGCUGUCUGGAAGGGGUCUAGGUAUGUAGAUAAUGGAACCUGUGUGUGCAUGUUACAGCUGCCGAGCCUGUGGCCGGUCCCUCCACACGUGUGUAAUGAGGUGUCACGACAGCCCCCAUCACCAUCCUCAGCUUGUCGUGUACGUUGCUUUGCAUCGUGGGACUGUUAUUCCUACAGAGCAGCAACACGAUGUGGUUAGAGUCAAACAACAAUAACAAGGGGCCUAAUUAGUUUCAGAUGUUUACUCACGCAACAUGGAAGCAAUCAGGGCCUGGAGGUUCACUGGUGCGUGUGCAGGACAGAGCUGUUUUGGGAGCCAGUGAGUUUUAAUGCCGUAGCUGAGGGGAUCACGGUCGUGUGGACCGAUGUGUACAGAGAGGAGGUCUUUCGCUGAAAGGCAUUCAUUUCUCCAGCCAGCUCAAACUUCAUUCCUGACACCUGUUAAUAGCCUUACGUCAUUGAGGAGUCAUGAUCUUGGCUCUCAUUUUCCAGCUUUCCACACCUCGUCAAUCACAAAUGGAAAGACGUUUUCUACUACUACUGCUGCUGCUUCCCAUCUGGUCUUGAGAGCUAAAGCCGGACUCAGUUUUAUAAACUUUAGCCCUUUUCAAAUUCAGUUUCCAUGCACUUCAUUUACCUUUUUUUUAUUUUUAUUAUUGAAUAAUGCCUUCAUUGUGUAUGUGUGUUGUUUUAUUACAUAAAGCCACUAGAGGUAGCUGUGAGCAUUGUGGUCUGUGGACUUUUUUUCCUCCCAUUCUCAUGGAUUUUUCAGUGUUUCCCCUCAAUUUGGUAUUUGAUUGCUAACGGAGUGUACCGAAUUUCGGGGGCAGAGAAAUUAUUUGGUGAAUAAAUUCCUUAUUCACUCACUCUUGAUUUAGUGACAUUUACAAGAAAAACAGUGGAAAAUGCGUUAAUAUGCGGUACCCUGUCAGACUGAAAUCCCUCGCCCCCAAAGAGAGCUCUCUCUAUGCAUACAGUGUAUGUAUUCUGUAUGUAUAUAUUGGAAAGAGAGGGAGAAGAGGAAAUGGUUUUGCGCAGAUGGUCGAUGUAAAUCAUUUGGCAAAAUUAGACGCAUGUAUCAUGGGGAUAUACAGCUGGGAUUGUGUACUGCGUGAAAACCUGUAUCACUCUUCCAUAUGCUCCCAGGAAUUUCUCUCUUCCUCUUUCAGAACAAUGCAGGAUAAUUCAACAUGUCUUCUACAGUAUCCUCUUGUCUUGGCCAAGCAUCCAAAACAAAGUUGUUUGUCUGUAUUCAUCAGCCAAUCACAGUCACUUUAAACCACAAUCAAUCCCGACAUGAACGGAAGGAUGAACUCCAGACAAAAAGAUGACCCUAUGACUCUACUCGUCGUUUUCUUUAUUCAUUCAUCCUAAUCUGCCGUCAUGCCAGGUCAAUACUGAAAUUCUUCAUGGAGAAAGCAAAAAGGAAUUCCAAGUCCUCCUUUGCACCAUAAGGGAUUGAUUUUUUUUUUUUUUUUUUUUUUUUUUUUUUUAAAGCUAUUUUGUUUUUU
Myxocyprinus asiaticus (Chinese sucker) is the source of this 3128-nucleotide messenger RNA. RefSeq names its product trafficking protein particle complex subunit 3-like. Gene Ontology annotation, biological process: intra-Golgi vesicle-mediated transport; endoplasmic reticulum to Golgi vesicle-mediated transport. The transcript has 5 exons. NCBI's taxonomy places the organism in Eukaryota, Metazoa, Chordata, Actinopteri, Cypriniformes, Catostomidae. Gene Ontology annotation, cellular component: cytosol; cis-Golgi network membrane; TRAPP complex. The coding region runs from base 519 to 923 and encodes 134 amino acids. The record is from RefSeq and is a predicted model, not a curated record.